AUGGCAAUAGCAUACACUCAGGAUGAAUUUGAUAGUCUAAUGAAAAAGGUGGAGAAGGUAGAUAUUCGGGUGAAAGAAUACUUGAAAUUAGCUGAAUACGAAAACAAUCGGAAAGAAGCUUCAAACACGUACACAAUGCUUGGAAAAAAAUACCAUGAGAUGCUUACUUUGAAAGAGGCAAUGCCUACACGUAUGACUGUUGUACCAUCGACUGAACACUUGCAUAUGGUGAACGAUGAAGGAAGGCAUUACACAGUUUGCCUCCUAGAGAAAGAGUGCAGUUGUGGGCGGUUCCAAGUUGACGAAUUACUAUGCACACGUGCUUGGGCUGUCUUGAAGAGCAAGUUUCUAAUGCUAGAAGAUUACUGCUCGGACUAUUACAAACCAAAGUCUGUUAUAAUGACAUACGAGGUGCCCGUGUAUCCGCUGCCUGACCGAAAUGAAUGGAAUAUACCAGUACAUAUAUCAGAGAAAGUUGUCUUACCACCCAAAUAG
Messenger RNA from Nicotiana tabacum (common tobacco), 495 nucleotides. Lineage: Eukaryota; Viridiplantae; Streptophyta; Magnoliopsida; Solanales; Solanaceae. The record is from RefSeq and is a predicted model, not a curated record.